Drosophila albomicans is the source of this 1439-nucleotide messenger RNA. It is a transcript of the gene PIG-U, whose product is annotated as phosphatidylinositol glycan anchor biosynthesis class U protein. Lineage: Eukaryota; Metazoa; Arthropoda; Insecta; Diptera; Drosophilidae. The transcript has 4 exons. Gene Ontology annotation, cellular component: membrane; GPI-anchor transamidase complex. Gene Ontology annotation, biological process: protein localization to cell surface; attachment of GPI anchor to protein. The coding region runs from base 110 to 1390 and encodes 426 amino acids. The record is from RefSeq and is a predicted model, not a curated record.
ACAUUGAUAAAAAGCCGUCUUCAAAACACCAAAACAUUUGUUAGGAGUAUUAUGUGUGUGUUGCUUUAAUUGUAAACUAAAGACCAUAGAUCUCAAUUUCCGGCCAACCAUGGACUUCAAAUGCUUCAAGCUACUAUUAUUGGGCGGUGCCGUACGUCUGUAUUUCAGCCGCACCUCAGUGGCAGCGUUAAUUGGCAAUCGCGUCGAGUUUGCGACUCCAUUAAACUCUUACAAGCGCAUGCAAGAAGGUGUCUUUCUGCUGCAUCAAGGUAUUGAUCCGUAUAGUGGAGACCUAGUACAUGAGACACCCUUGGUCCUAAAGGCUAUAUCAAGUCUUUUCCUCAACUAUGCCGCGUUUCUGCCGUUGCUUUACAUUCUCUGUGAUUUGUGCACUGCCACAUUGCUCUAUUCGAUGAGUCGUAGUUUUGUUGCACAAAAGCUUCAGCAACAGCGGAAAGAAAGCGAGAAUUACGACAAGGAUUCUAUAGAGUUGCAGUACAGUGAAAAAGAUCACUAUGACAUUGCCAAGAUGGUGCUGGUUGCUUAUCUGUUCAAUCCACUGACUGUGAUGAGCUGCAUUGGACUCACAUCGACGGUAUUAAGUAAUCUGCUACUGGCCUCCUUUCUAUGUGCACUUACAAGGCGCCAUCUCUUGGUGUGCCUCGUCCUGUUGGCUUUUGAGACUGUUCGCAGUCUUUACCCUGUAGUGCUCAUUGCACCACUGCUGCUAAUAUUUGCUCGACGCUCUGCCGGCUUGAGCAUUGCUAUAUUCCUUAUGUUCGCCAGCUUCUGCUUGGCAAUUGCCGGAGCCAACUUUUUGGUCAUGAAUAGCUGGAACUUCUUAGACGGCACUCUUGGCUUCAUUUUUUAUUUCCGUGAUUUGCAACCGAAUAUUGGACUCUUUUGGUACUUUUUCACUGAAAUGUUUGAGCACUUCCGCACUAUGUUUCUGAUCACAUUCCAACUGAAUGCCACUGUACUAUAUUUAGUGCCAUUAUCCAUUAAACUGCGUAAGGAACCGAUGCUUCUGGCCACCGUUUUGGUUGCCCUCAUGGCUGUCUUUCGUGCUUAUCCCAGUCUUGGCGAUGUCGGAUUCUAUUUGGCUUUAAUGCCGCUGUGGCGACGUUGUUGGAAAUUCAUGGCCCAUGGCUUUGUGGUCUUCACUUUCUUCUUGGUCACGUUGUCCAUGAUGGGAUCGCUAUGGCAUCUUUGGAUCUAUGCUGGUUCAGCAAACGCCAAUUUUUACUUUGGUGCAACACUGGCCUUUUGCACUGGUCAAAUAUUCCUAAUAACGGAUUUGCUUUUUGCGCAUGUGAAGCGCGAGUUUUGCCUUUACAAUGGGCAGAAGAUAAUGAUUGAUGGCGAGGAAGCGCGGAUACUGCUAGAGUAAUAAGCUGGACAUAAGCACACAUCAAUUAAAAGAAAACAUUUUAUUUAAA